AUGACUCAGUCAGCGCUGCCUGAUGAUAUUCUGCAUCUCCUAUGCGAAGAGCUUGCGAAUCAAGAACAGUUCGACACACUCUUCAACUAUCUCAUCAUCUCGCUCCUGUUCGAGGUGGAGGAGAAGAUCUCUAUGGCUUACCAGCUGCCACCAAGCUUCUCACGAUCCAAAAAUGACUUUCGGGAUCUGGGAUAUCUCCUCGAUGACGACCAAUUCCGUGCGAAAGUUUCCAAGCAGUUCUUCUCCGGACCGUUGAAGCAGUUCGAGAAGACUGAGACAGGGACGAACAUCAAAGGCAGAAAGUAUACUCGGAUAAAGACAGCGGAUAUCAUCGACGCGAUUGGUGAAGUGGUCACACAGCAUACCCCAACCCUGGAGAUCAUCAGCGGUGAACUCCAGCCUGGUGCUCUGGUACGAUGGACGCCCCGGCUUCCUCGACUACAGAGCCUUGAGCUGUGGGACGGAAAGCCGCUAGAAGACGAACUGGUUCAUGCAUCUAUCUACGACCACUGUCCGCAGUUCAAAUCUCUUAUGAUCUAUACCUGGGUCUCAGAAGACAAUGAUCACAAGUUCGCCAAAUUCCUCUCCUCUAUGCGACCGAACACGCUCCAAACACUCCAAACCAUCAGCGACGUCAAGGCCGGUGCCGAGACACUACUAGCUCUCAAUCACCAUGGAAACUCAUUAGAAGAUCUGAGACUGUGCGUUUCGAACGAGUCAAUACCGCACCUCUCGCUACUACAAGGAUGUACGGCUUUAAGAACGCUACGCAUUGAGGACAUACAUGGUACUGUAGACUUAGAAGCGACAGAACAUGACGUCUUCCUCGAGACGACUGCCUGGUUACGCAAAUGUUCAGAUCUACAACGCCUCAGCUUCUCGAAAAUGCAAUCCGGAGCCGCACUCAUCACGCCCGUACUGCUCGAAGAGAAGAUACAACUCAGCAGUCUAGAGAUAGACUCGUACACGCUAAAAGAUCACAAGACGUUCCAUCAGGCUCUCGUACACCAGCAGUCUUCUUUGAAGGUGCUCUUCCUGAGUGGCGAUACCGAUGGCAUGUUUCGAGAUGAUCUGGAUACUCUCGUGGACUCUUUGAAGCAAUUGACAGAGCUGCGAGAUCUGCACCUUAUCCUUCCGGAGGUGUUGCGGGAUGAACAUCUCGUCACCAUUCUCGCUGAGCUCACACUACUGGAGGAUUUGUACGUAAGCGGCCUGGAGCUCAACGACAUUGUGCUUCCUCACCUCGCCAGCUUGCCCAAUCUACGUACCGUUACCAUCUCCGGUAUAUCCAAAUUCACCAUGGAUGGUCUCCUGGAUUUUGUAUCGAGACUCGGCCCGGGUAAUCAGGCCAUUCGUCUCUCGAUAGAUAUGGCAGACACAGAUACGCUGCUCUCGGAAGAGGAGUUGACGCUGGUGAGGGACAACCUUGCGGAGAAGGCUGGUGGUACGUUGGAGUACAUGGCGCUUCGAGAUCCGAAUGUUCCGGAGUUCGAAAGCGACUCCGACUGA
Alternaria conjuncta is the source of this 1509-nucleotide messenger RNA. RefSeq lists its product as uncharacterized. The coding region runs from base 1 to 1509 and encodes 502 amino acids. Lineage: Eukaryota; Fungi; Ascomycota; Dothideomycetes; Pleosporales; Pleosporaceae. The transcript is spliced from 7 exons. The record is from RefSeq and is a predicted model, not a curated record.